Molecule: messenger RNA, 2456 nt
Organism: Spinacia oleracea (spinach)
Lineage: Eukaryota; Viridiplantae; Streptophyta; Magnoliopsida; Caryophyllales; Amaranthaceae
Product: putative kinase-like protein TMKL1
Exons: 2
Coding region: 149-2212 (687 amino acids)
Biological process (GO): protein phosphorylation
Molecular function (GO): protein binding; ATP binding; protein kinase activity
Source: RefSeq, a predicted model, not a curated record
CAAAAAUUUCAAUCACAAUGUCCCAACAGUCAAAACUCAAAACCCCCCUUUUCUCAGCUUUCCCCAAAAAGCAAAAACCCCUCCACACUCCCACUCUCACUUCCUCUGCACUCCAACAUUUCUCAAACCUCUCUCUCCAACAACAACAAUGGCACCCCCUUUUAAACCCUUCUUCUUCUUUUUCCUUUUCUCUGUCCUCUGUUUUUCAACACUCUGUUCUUCAUCUUCUUCUUCUUCUUCUUCCUCCAACAAUGGCGUUUCUGGUUCAGUUUCAUCUUCACCUUCAGAUGUAGACCUUCUCCUGUACAAAAUCAAACCCACAUUACAAGGCAACACAGAAAGCCUCUUACUUUCUUCAUGGAACUCAACUAUUCCCCUUUGUCAAUGGCGUGGCCUCAAAUGGGUUUUCUCAAAUGGAACUUCUUUAGCCUGUGAUACUCUCUCUUCCCCUCAAUGGUCUAGUCUUUCUCUCUUCAAAGACCCUUCUCUUCACCUUCUCUCUCUCCAUCUUCCCUCUGCUAAUCUUUCAGGUUCAAUUCCUCGUGAGCUUGGUGAGCUCUCUGCUCUUCAAACCCUCUAUUUGAGUGUCAAUUCGUUGUCUUUAGGGGUGCCAUUGGAGCUUGGGUAUAGCUCCUCGCUUACUGAUGUUGAUUUGGGUCAGAAUUUGCUUUCUGGGUCAUUGUCUGCUUCAAUUUGGAACCUCUGUGACCGCCUUCAAUCGCUUCGGCUACAUGGUAACUCUCUCUCUGGCUCUCUUCCUGCACCUGGUGUGCCUAACUCUACUUGUGAUAGUUUGAAGGUUCUUGAUUUAGGGGAUAAUAAGUUUUCUGGGUUGUUUCCUGAUUUUGUAACUAGGUUUAGGAAUAUUGAGGUUCUUGAUCUUAGUCAUAAUUUGUUUACUGGGGUGAUUCCUGAUGGUUUAGCUCAGAUAAAGCUUGAUCAACUGAAUUUGUCUUAUAAUAAUUUUAGUGGGUUGUUGCCAAAUUUUGGGGGGAGUAAGUUUGGGGCUGAAGCUUUUUUAGGGAACAAUCCUAGGUUAUGUGGGUACCCUUUGGGGGGUUGUAAUGGAGGGACUAAUAUGACCCCCGGCGCGAUUGCUGGUCUAGUGAUUGGUUUGAUGACUGGUUCUGUGGUGGCUGUGUCUGUGUUGAUUGGGUAUUUGCAAAAUAGGAGGAGGAAGAAUAGGGGACAGAAUGAGGAUGAUGAAUUGGAGGAAUGUGAAGAGGAUGAUACUCUUGGUGAGACUGGUGAAGCAAAGCUUGUUGUGUUUCAAGGUGGUGAGAAUUUGACACUGGAUGAUGUGUUGAAUGCUACUGGACAGGUUAUUGAGAAGACGAGUUAUGGAACGUCUUAUAAGGCAAAGCUUGCGGAUGGAGGGACUAUCGCGUUGAGGUUAUUGAGGGAAGGUUGUUGUAAGGAUAGAAGUUCUUGCUUGCCUGUUGUAAGGCAGUUGGGUCGUAUUCGACAUGAGAAUUUGGAUCCCUUGAGAGCUUUCUAUCAAGGGAAAAGAGGAGAGAAGUUGCUCAUUUACGAUUAUGUUCCUACCAGAACUCUCUUUGAGCUUUUGCAUGAACCUAAGCCAGGGAAGCCAGUGUUAAACUGGGCUCGUCGCCACAAAAUUGCACUUGGUAUAGCCAGAGGACUAUCUUAUCUUCAUACAGGCCUAGAGACAACGAUGACUCAUGGGAACGUGAAAUGCAAGAAUGUACUUAUCGAUGAUUUCUUUGUAGCAAGACUUACUGAAAUUGGAGUAGACAAGCUGGUGAUUCCUGAUGUAGCUGAUGAAAUGUUGUCUCAACUAAAGGCAGACGGGUACAAGGCUCCCGAACUUCAAAAGAUGAGUAAAUGCAAUCCAAGGAGUGAUGUCUAUGCAUUUGGUAUAUUGUUGCUUGAGAUUUUGAUAGGGAAAAAACCUGACAAAAAUUCCCGAAGUGGAGAUUACAUGGAUUUACCAUCAAUGGUAAAAACAGCUGUUUUGGAGGAGACAACGAUGGAGGUUUUCGACGUUGAGGUGUUGAAGGGGAUAAGAAGUCCCAUGGAAGACGGAUUGGUUCAUGCAUUGAAGCUUGCGAUGGGUUGCUGUGCGCCAGUGGAUUCUGCUAGACCAACAAUGGAGGAAGUUUUGAAGCAGUUGGAGGAGAAUAGACCGAGAAAUAGGUCUGCUCUAUAUAGCCCUACUGAAACUAGAAGUGGGACAGGUACUCCCUUUUGAUCUUUAUCAUGUUUUUGUUAGAUUCAGAAGUAAAACCUGUCUCUAGGAACAAAUCUCGUUUAAAUUGAUACGAUUUUCUGUGCAUGUAAUUUGUGGCAGAUGUAGUGGAAUCAUGCACAGUGAUUCAUUAUCUGUUCUAGGUAUCUCAUCUAAUUUUCUAUAUUACGAUAUAGUUGUGUUAAAAUGAACAGAUUUGUUACACAUUUACCAAGUAUUAAUGACGGCUUCAGGGUGAUUUUCUCCA